Molecule: messenger RNA, 417 nt
Organism: Chiroxiphia lanceolata (lance-tailed manakin)
Lineage: Eukaryota; Metazoa; Chordata; Aves; Passeriformes; Pipridae
Gene: CHAC2
Product: ChaC cation transport regulator homolog 2
Exons: 2
Coding region: 1-417 (138 amino acids)
Biological process (GO): glutathione catabolic process
Cellular component (GO): cytoplasm
Molecular function (GO): glutathione specific gamma-glutamylcyclotransferase activity; gamma-glutamylcyclotransferase activity
Source: RefSeq, a predicted model, not a curated record
AUGGGAGUGAGGAUAAAGUGUAACCUGCACCCGGGCUGCGUGUGGGGCGUCGCCUACCGGCUGCCGGCGGGGCAGGAGGGCGAGGUGAUGGCGCACCUGGACUUCAGGGAGAAGGGGGGCUACAGGACCACGAGCGUCAUCUUCUACCCCAAGGACUCGUCGGUGCAGCCCUUCGAGGUGCAGCUCUACAUCGGCACCCGCGACAACCCCAACUACCUGGGCCCCGCCCCGCUGGAGGACAUCGCGCGGCAGAUCCUGGGCGCCGCCGGGCCCAGCGGCCGCAACACCGAGUACCUCUUCGAGCUGGCCAACUCCAUCCGCAGCCUCGUCCCCGAGGACGUGGACGAGCACCUCUUCUCCCUGGAGACCCUGGUCAAGGAGCUCUUGAAAAAGCACCAGCCCCCCAACUGUCUAUAA